This is a messenger RNA of Hypoxylon trugodes, 1495 nucleotides long. RefSeq names its product Caleosin related protein-domain-containing protein. NCBI's taxonomy places the organism in Eukaryota, Fungi, Ascomycota, Sordariomycetes, Xylariales, Hypoxylaceae. Gene Ontology annotation, molecular function: monooxygenase activity; calcium ion binding. The transcript has 3 exons. The record is from RefSeq and is a predicted model, not a curated record. The coding region runs from base 314 to 1495 and encodes 393 amino acids.
GCUAGAAAGUGACCGGCUGUGGAGAUAUUCAAUCUGACGAUGCCAUUUCGCUAUUCUGUAGUCGUGCGUGUCAUCAUUACGACUUCACGACGACGGAUUGAUACUAAAACCCCCACUUGCUUGAAGGCUGUUUUAAGAUAUUUAGGAAAGAAUUAUGAAUCAUGACAGGCAAAAGUCUUGCGCGACUCCCUAUGAAGGGGUGGCUAGCUUACCGGAGAUGGAUUUAAAUUAUUGGAGGGGCGCUGCGUUUAAUUGUACACUCAGGCUCCCAUCAACUUCGUACUUCCUGAAUUGAGAGGAACCUUUAAUCACAAUGAGUGCGAUGUACUCCCAUGCAGGCAGAAAAUCAUUGGAUGAACAUGUAGAGCAUCCUCAGCAUCCUCAGAGUCGUAGGCUAAGCGCACACCAACAAGAUGAAUCGACAAAUCGUCCGCCGAGUCAUACUCCUGUCGAAGUCGCAGCGGCCCAGCAUGCGAAUCUAGGUCCGGCGCGAAGGCGGUCGUCUGCGCCCGGAGCAAGUGGGGCCGCUACGAUUGAUCCUGCUGCAGCACGAACUCAUCGGAAGCCUCUACCGGAAAGACCGGGUGGGAAGGGUAUAAUGCAUAUUAGCAGCGCAGCUGGAGCGAAUAAGGCGCCUAUACCAAAGAAAUCACCGUUGAGGGCUCAAUUCCGCAAUGGCAUCAACGCCAGCGCCAAUACGAGGCAAGUGGCUCCGGAGCAGGAAGCGCCUAUACAGGAGGUAGUGCAUGUGGGAGGCGUCUCGAAUGCCGCCUAUGAACCUGGACGCAUGUUACGGCAAAAUGCUGAAUAUUUCGACACCGAUCGCGAUGGAAUCAUUUGGCCUAGAGAUACGUACAGAGGAUGUAGGAAACUAGGCAUGUUUCAAGCUAGCUCUGAAGGAUGGGGAAUCCGAUCAUCUUGCUUCGCUAUGGCCGUAUCUCACGCCAUAUUCUCGUAUCCGACCUGUCAGGGAUAUAUACCCGAUCCAUCUCUUCGAAUUCGGUACGACCAUACCCUCGUUGAUAGCCACACAUCGCAUAGCGAAAAGAGUUACCCGGGGCCUAAUAGCCCUUGCGAAAAUAUCCUUUCCACAUACGACAGCAGUGGUAAAGGCGGCAUGUUCUUUCGUGACAUGCUAAGUUUCUUGGGUUAUCAGAAGCCUGUAUUCAAUCUCUAUUAUUUCAGCGUUGCCAUCAUCGAAUGGUCAACCCUGUACUUUACUUUGUGGCCCCACAGCGGCGUGAUGAGUAGCGACGAUAUUCGCGCGGCAUUCCAUGGUAGCCUCCUUUAUCAGAAAGCCGAGGAAUACCAACAUGAAAUGGAGGUCGACAGUAAACGAAUAGGAUACGUGCACGGAAACGAGAAACGAUUUAGACCAGUCACAUUUGUGGUUGCUGUUAUUGCUAUAUUUGCUAUCUUGAUCUUGGCUGUGCAAAACUUCGCGAAUACUUCAUUGGACAGGCCGUCGCACUGGUGGAAGAAGAGCGGUUAUUAA